Molecule: messenger RNA, 3399 nt
Organism: Hippopotamus amphibius kiboko
Lineage: Eukaryota; Metazoa; Chordata; Mammalia; Artiodactyla; Hippopotamidae
Gene: LMAN1
Product: lectin, mannose binding 1
Exons: 14
Coding region: 7-1563 (518 amino acids)
Biological process (GO): Golgi organization; endoplasmic reticulum organization; endoplasmic reticulum to Golgi vesicle-mediated transport
Cellular component (GO): endoplasmic reticulum-Golgi intermediate compartment; Golgi membrane; COPII-coated ER to Golgi transport vesicle
Molecular function (GO): D-mannose binding
Source: RefSeq, a predicted model, not a curated record
UCCAAGAUGGCGGGAUCCAGGCAGAGGGGUACCCUGGCUGGAGCUCGGCCGCUCUUCUGCACUCUGCUGCUGUCGCUCUGUCGUUUCGUCGGGGGCGACGGCGUGGGAGGCGACCCCGCGGCUGCCGGCGCCACGGCCACGCUAGGCGCGCAGCCGCAUCGGCGUUUCGAGUACAAAUACAGCUUCAAGGGACCGCACCUGGUGCAGAGCGACGGGACCGUGCCCUUCUGGGCCCACGCGGGGAAUGCUAUUCCAAGUUCAGAUCAAAUUCGAAUAGCACCAUCUUUAAAAAGCCAGAGAGGAUCAGUGUGGACAAAGACAAAAGCAGCCUUUGAGAACUGGGAGGUUGAGGUGACAUUUCGAGUGACUGGAAGAGGUCGAAUUGGAGCUGAUGGCCUGGCAGUUUGGUAUGCAGAAAAUCAAGGCUUGGAGGGUCCUGUGUUUGGAUCAGCUGAUAUGUGGAAUGGUGUUGGAAUAUUUUUUGAUUCUUUUGACAAUGAUGGAAAGAAAAAUAAUCCUGUAAUAGUGAUUAUAGGCAACAAUGGACAAAUCCAAUAUGACCAUCAAAAUGAUGGCGCUAAUCAAGCUUUAGCAAGUUGCCAGAGGGACUUUCGUAAUAAACCCUAUCCUGUCCGGGCAAAGAUUAUAUAUUACCAGAAAACAUUGACAGUAAUGAUCAAUAAUGGCUUCACACCAGAUAAAAAUGAUUAUGAAUUUUGCGCCAAAGUGGAGAAUAUGAUUAUCCCAGCACAGGGGCAUUUUGGAAUAUCUGCUGCAACUGGAGGUCUUGCAGAUGACCAUGAUGUCCUUUCUUUUCUGACUUUCCAAUUGACUGAGCCUGGGAGAGAGCCACCUACACCAGAUAAAGAAAUUUCUGAAAAAGAAAAAGAGAAGUACCAGGAGGAAUUUGAGCACUUUCAACAAGAAUUGGAUAAAAAAAAGGAGGAAUUCCAGAAGGACCACCCUGACCUUCAAGGGCAGCCUGCAGAUGAAUUAUUUGAGAGUGUAGGAGAUCGUGAGCUAAGACAAAUCUUUGAAGGACAGAAUCGUAUUCAUCUUGAAAUCAAGCAGCUGAACCGACAGUUAGAUAUGAUUCUUGAUGAACAGAGAAGAUAUGUCUCUUCCUUGACGGAGGAGAUCUCUAAAAGAGGAGCAGGAAUCCCAGGGCAGCAUGGACAGACCACUCAACAAGAACUGGAUACUGUUGUGAACGCUCAGCAUGAGAUUCUGAGACAAGUAAAUGAAAUGAAGAAUUCCUUGAGUGAUACUGUCAGACUGGUCAGUGGCAUACAGCAUCCUGGAUCUGCAGGGGGUGUUUAUGAGACAACCCAGCACUUCAAUGACAUCAAAGAGCACCUCCACAUAGUCAAGCGGGACAUAGAUAAUUUAGUGCAGCGAAAUAUGCCAUCAAAUGAAAGACCAAAAUGCCCGGAACUGCCACCAUUUCCAUCGUGUUUAUCUACGGUGCACUUCGUUAUAUUUGUAGCGGUACAAACGGUGUUAUUCAUUGGUUAUAUCAUGUAUAGGACUCAGCAAGAAGCAGCUGCCAAAAAAUUCUUUUGACCACCACUGUCAUAUGUGUACAUCAUAGACUCUGAAGAACUGCACUGCAGCAGUACCAAACUAGGACUGCACAUGCGAACAGUCCUAGCCUUUGUCCUGGAACUCUGAACAGGAAUGGUCUAACCAUCACUCGCACCUACGACCACUUCACCAUAGAACUGCUUUGCUAGUAUUUUUCCUUCUAGUGUUAACACUUUGAAAUUCAUAUUUCAGAGACAUCAUCAUCCCAGAAUUUACUUUUAUUCCAUGAAAAAAAAUUAAUACCUUCAGAAGACUGGUUCAGUUGUAGACUAUGAAAUCCUCUUGAGAUAAAAAGGCUGCAAAAUAUCCAGUAUUAGAAAAUCCAUGGUCACGUGUGCCUGAACUAAAGGAAUGUUAGAUUUAUGCAGUGUAUGUUUUCCAGGCUAAAAUUCAAGAGGAAUCAUUCUGAUCAUUCCUAAUACAAGUGAAGACAAAAGAGAGUGAGCAUGAACGUUGUUUCUUGCUUACUAAUUUAAUUUGCUAAAAAUCACUCAGUAAAUGGGUUCAUACAACUUAUCAUAUUAUUGGAAAUUUGGUUUGUUUUCCUCAAAAUUGACUUUAGCUCAUUUCUGUAGAAAAUGUUUGCUCUAGGAAAAAAAUCAAUCACUGCCAGGAUUCUUUCAUUUCUGUACUAUUUUAUAUAAUUGAAUUUAACUUCUCUCACACCAGCAAGUAUUUUACAGGUGCCUUGGAUUAAAACAAAAUUGAUCUUACAAUUUUAGUGUAAGUCUUUGUGCUUAUGCCACUUUAAAAAAGAAAUGCAAUUAUAUUCAAUAUAAUGGUUAAUACUCUUAUUUAAUGUAUCUGUGUUCUGAUUGUUUGAAUGUUUUAUUCAGCUUGAAACUCUACUAUGAGGCCACAAUAUUUUGUUGUGUAUUAAAGGGAUAAUAGUGUUUCUCAAAGUGUAGUCUGUGGUCCAUCUGGAUCCUGGAGUGCUUGUUAAGAAUACAGAUUCCAGGGCUCCAUUCCAAACCACCUGAAGCAAAACUCGGGGGGGGUGGGGGUGGGAGGGGAAUUCAGAGUAUCAGUUUAUAGCAGGCGCCUCAGGUGAUUCUGAGCACAGUACUGUUUGAGAACCACUAAGAUGGGGGGUGAAAAAAAUAGGUCUCUUGAUACCUUAAAGCUGAGCUGAGAGCUAAUAUAACAUUUUCAUUGUCAAUGACAUUAGCAAAUGUGCACUGAUUCUCUUAUACUUAAAAUGUAUUACUUAAUGUUCUUUUUACUAAAACUCUGUUUAUUAGCAACUACAAACUUAACCCAGAUUGCUGCCUGUAGCUCUUGGUACUUUGGUUGAUGGCUCUCAGAUGUACAAAAUCAUCUUCAGAUCAUGGGCAAGCCAUGAAAAUCCCCAUCUUCAAGUCAGCCUGCUAAAGCUUUUUGCUUUCCUGAUUGUGAUUUUUGUGACAUUUUAUCUCAGACAAUUGUACUUUUUGAUAACUUGGGGAAAACAAAAAUUACUUGAAUAAAGGAUUGCCUGACCCGCUGCAUUGCAGAGAUACAAUCUUUGUAAAGAACAUAAAUGACGGUUGUGAAUAUUAAGGUGUGAUUAUCUUUUCCUGUCCAUGUGCUUAUGGCAGGGAGAUAGUGAACAAAUGAUUAUAUUGGGGAUUUUUUAAUGUAUAAGAUCUCAUGUAAAAUCACCACUUGCAACUUUUUAGAUCUGUGUGUUGCCUGUUUAAUAUAUUUCUUUUAAAGUUUAAAAGGGUUUUCUAUCCACUGUUAAUUUCAAUUGGAUAACAUUUUGUUGUGUUUUUUUCUGAAUGUUAAUUUGAUGCUAGCUGGUAUUCAAGAAAUGACAUUGACCUUAUUCAAAUA